Messenger RNA from Microtus oregoni (creeping vole), 1099 nucleotides. Its product is annotated as stathmin domain-containing protein 1-like. Gene Ontology annotation, molecular function: tubulin binding. The record is from RefSeq and is a predicted model, not a curated record. Gene Ontology annotation, cellular component: cytoplasm; neuron projection. The coding region runs from base 1 to 837 and encodes 278 amino acids. The transcript is spliced from 5 exons. NCBI's taxonomy places the organism in Eukaryota, Metazoa, Chordata, Mammalia, Rodentia, Cricetidae. Gene Ontology annotation, biological process: microtubule depolymerization; regulation of microtubule polymerization or depolymerization; neuron projection development.
AUGGGCUGCGGACCUUCCCAGCAAGCAGGGGACCGGAGCCAGAGCCACGUGCCCUCACCCAGGAAGGGCUGGGAAGAGGGAUCCAAGGCUAGUGACAGAGUGACUUCUUCCAAAGAGAACUGCAGCCCCAAAACGGAAGCUGCAUGGCCCAAGGACACGGCAGACAAUGCUGAAAAUCUAGACCAGCAAACCCAUAUGGGAAGCCUGCCUGGGACUAUUCCAGAAAGCUCUCCACCUCCUAGUGAAAUAAAUGGGAGAGUAAAUUCAGACUCAGUUGCCAAUGGGAUAAUCAAUAAACCCCAACUCCUGGAAAGUUGGGAAAGACCAAAGUCAUCAGACAUCCUGGAAGAGUUAAUUGUCCAAGGAAUCAUACAAAGUCGAAGCAAAGUAUUUAGAGAUGGAGAGUCGUAUGAUGUCAUGGUGGACACGACUGAGAAGCCACUGAGAAAGCCGCCGGCCAGACUGAAAAAACUUAAGGUGAAGAAAGAGGUAAAAGAUUUCACAAUCCAAGACAUAGAGGAAAAGAUGCAGGCGGCCGAGGAGCGCAGAAAGACCAAAAAAGAAGAAAUAAGAAAACGGCUACGGAGUGACCGGCUCCUGUCCGCCGCCAACUCUUCAGAUGCAGCUGAACCAGGAAGGGCAGAGGCUCCGUUUGCAGAAGGUCUCCCAGGUGUGAGCACCCCUGCUUCGCAGAGGUCCUACACACAGGAAGGAGAGCCACGCAAAAGGAAGAAAAGUGGAAAUGAUGUGGCCCAGAUGAAUAGGGUUGACUCCUAUGCGGGUUUGGGGACUGUGGAGUCAGACAUGUAUUACAACCGAGAGGACGACAUAUUCUAAUAGUCCACUUUCAAAAUGAAUCUCACCAAGGGGUCCAUUACUUCCAGUUGCAACAGUCUUAGUGCGUCUCGUGGUCUUUAGGAAGUGACUGUGGCUCUACUCGUUGACAUUGCUGCCCUGGGUUUAGGGCUCAUUGUGGGAGCAGCAAGGGGAUGAGUUUCCGUUGAGUGAAUUAAAGGCUAUACUUACCCAUGAGGGAUGGGGGAUCACAAGGUUGCUGUUCUCCUUCAGAGUGCCUUCCAGCAUUAGCUAGAGGUCUUAG